This is a messenger RNA of Anguilla rostrata (American eel), 615 nucleotides long. RefSeq names its product hemoglobin anodic subunit beta. NCBI's taxonomy places the organism in Eukaryota, Metazoa, Chordata, Actinopteri, Anguilliformes, Anguillidae. The record is from RefSeq and is a predicted model, not a curated record. Gene Ontology annotation, molecular function: oxygen carrier activity; organic acid binding; peroxidase activity. The coding region runs from base 89 to 535 and encodes 148 amino acids. Gene Ontology annotation, biological process: hydrogen peroxide catabolic process; oxygen transport. Gene Ontology annotation, cellular component: blood microparticle; haptoglobin-hemoglobin complex; hemoglobin complex. The transcript has 3 exons.
CAGGACCCCGAUUACCGUGGGAUUCAUUUAGCAGAAGUACGCUACAAGUGCAAGAACUCAACAAAAACCCUUUAAAAAAACCGCAAACAUGGUCGAGUGGACAGAAGAUGAGCGCACUGCCAUUCUCUCCCUCUGGAAAAAGAUCAACGUUGAGGAAAUUGGCCCCCAGGCAAUGCGCAGGCUCCUGAUCGUAUGCCCGUGGACCCAGAGGCAUUUCGCCAACUUUGGAAACCUGUCCACGGCGGCUGCGAUCAUGAACAAUGACAAGGUGGCCAAACACGGCACGACCGUCAUGGGCGGGCUGGACAGAGCCAUUCAAAACAUGGAUGACAUCAAGAACGCCUACCGCCAACUCAGCGUGAUGCACUCCGAGAAACUGCACGUGGAUCCCGAUAACUUCAGGCUUCUCGCUGAACACAUCACCCUGUGCAUGGCAGCCAAGUUUGGUCCCACUGAGUUCACUGCUGACGUGCAAGAGGCGUGGCAGAAGUUCCUGAUGGCUGUCACUUCCGCCCUUGCCAGACAGUACCACUGAACUCCACCCUCUACUGGUACCCAGAGAAACGCCUCACUAGGCUGAAAAAAACCCAAUAAAUAAAUUACCAGUAAAAACAA